CACAGGCCGAGGGCGGCCCAGGGCGGCGGCGCAGGAGGGCAAAGGAACAGCGGCAGAGCGCGCCGGGCCGCCAUGGUGCUGGUGGUAGUGAUGGGCGUCAGCGGCUCAGGGAAGACCACGGUCGGAUCGCGGCUGGCAGAGAAGUUGGGAUGGAAAUUCUACGAUGCAGACGAUUAUCAUUCUCUAGAGAAUAAGAAGAAAAUGGAAAAAGGGAUACCACUAAGUGAUGAGGACAGGAUUCCUUGGCUUUGCACAUUGCAUGAUAUACUAAAGAGGGAAGACACAUGUAGACAAGAUACAAUUCUGGCCUGUUCUGCACUGAAGAAGAUGUACAGACGUGUGUUAAUUAGUGGAGCAUCUGCAAUUGAAAGCAACCAGCCAGAGCAACCACGAGAAAACUCAGCACUGAAGAUCCUCUUUGUUCAUUUGGAUGGACCUAUGGACAUCAUUGCCGGCCGCCUGGAGAAGCGGAGAGGUCAUUUUAUGCCACUUGAACUUCUCAAGUCUCAGUUUGAUACUCUAGAGCCACCAAGUGCACCAGAAAACUUCAUAACUGUCAGUCUAGAAAAAUCUCUCCCGGAAACAGUGCUAGUGAUUGAGAGCGCCAUUCUUCAGGGUGAGGCUUUGCUGGAGUAAUUUUCUGAAUGACACAUACAGAAAUUCUCUGAAGGAGAGGCUAUGAGACAGGAUUUUAAUUAUUAAAUUUAUUUCUAAAUCCAACCAACUUAUUUUUAAGAGCUGGUUUACUACUCGGUUUUAUCAUGGCUUUGUAAAAGACAUAUAAGAUGUAAUUUACAAGAACUGUUAACUUUUUAAGCCAUUCACUCUAUGAAGUUAAAAUUCUCAUUUUACUAAGAGCCUGCUUUUGAAGAUCCUGGCAAGGGUCACACAGAAUGAUUUAUUUUCUUCAUUUUAAUAUUUACUCUGUCAGACAUUGAGAUGGGCACAUCUGCUAUUACAAGAUUAAAUACUUUACAGCUUUGUUAAAAAUAAUGUAAUUUUCCUAGAACAGGCAGGAAUAUGCAUGAUGACAUUCCAUACGUGACUCACUGCCAGAUUUUCAUCAAAUUAUAGGGUCUGUGUUUGUAUCCUUGUUGACCUCACCAGAGCACUGAUGACUUCAUGAGAACUUUUCUGAUCUCUUACUGUAUGUAUUGACCACCAAGCUGGAAAAUGUGUGAAAAAAGGUAGUGGUGGUGGUGAUACAAAAUACAAAAUUUAAUUUAAUUGAAAGCUUUAGAAAUAAAGCUAAGUGACAUCACACUGGCUCUGAACUUAGAGCUUUCAUGUACAAAGUGUACAAAUCGCAGUUGAGUGUGAGUCAACCAGUGAUACAAGGUGAAUGCAACGUUGAUAGACAUUUCCGUCUCUUUGGAAACUUUACUCUUUUGCAGUUGGACCUUCUCCUUUGCUUCCCAAUGCUGGUGGGAAGACGUGCCAAUACAAGACAUGACUUUUCAGCUUAUGAAAAUUUCAGACAGUUUCUGUAAGAAAGAUUUGAGUCUUGUCUGAAUGGAGACAUCUCCAUGUGCUGUCACACAGAUUAUUUUUAGUGUGUCAUGCAAUUUUUUUUUAAUUCCUGGGAUGAUGGAUGAACUCCUGUAGAACAGCUCAUGUUUGAAAGCAUCUUUAGCGUAAUUUCUACCUGAGUAAGUAGUUGAAAAACAUUAGUCAUGGUUCCCCCAUGUAUGAAAAUACUAAGAGCUUUGUGGUUUACUAAACAAACUACUGUGCUUACAUUAGUGCAAUAAAUGGGCAUUAUCUUACUGAAAGCAGCAAUUUUUAGAGACAGAGUUGGGAUUUUAGGCAUUAACCUACCCAGAAAUGGUGUUUUCCUGUUUAUUUGUGACCUGAAGAGAGAAUACCAGGCAGUUACCAGUUUUAGUUUGUUGCUGUACACUAUAGUGUGCUCUCACCUCAGAGCCUGUUUGUUCCAAGAGCCAGGGUAAAAGUUUAAGACACAGAGGCAAAGUUAAAUGCAUAGGAUAGGGAUGUCUGUAUGCUUCUUUAAUACCCUCAAAUUUCAGAGACCCAUUUCUGACCAAGUGACUUGUCAGACCUGUAAAAAUUUUGUAGCUAUGAAAAUCACAGACACAGCACCCUCUUGUGGCACGUCUGCUGGUAAUGAGGUCUUCGUCUUCUCCAAUACACCAUUUUACAAACAGUUGACUAAUGCACCAAUUAUUACAGAUUUAUGCAUUCUUCUUUCAACACAAUAAAGCCAUACCAGGACACUCUACAGCAGGUGCAUCCUGUCAGACACAGAUAUGAUCAGACCUUUAAAUAAUUUAAUUUUUUUUAAGGGACAUUUUUAGGUAUGAGUUCUGAGGCAGCCAGAUUGAUUUUCAGAUUUAUUUGUCCGUAUUUAUACAAUACUCACAAAGUGACUUCACCAAAAGAAAGUUGUACUCAACAGCUUAAAGAAGUUCUCUGACAAACACUUUUAUGUAAGCAGCUUGGAUUUUGGAAGGCUUCUAAACAAAGUAGUAUGUUUGUACUUACAGGCAGUUCAUGCUUCUUCAAAUUAGGUCAGAGUAUUUCUCAGUCUUUGCUUCUAUGUUGGGAGUAUUUCCUUCCCUCACCCUUUUAAUAUAUUUGCAUUUUGCUUUUACUUACAAGAUACUGCAAAGAAGGUUGUUGACAACCUAAUCAUUAUCUGUUACCUGCUAUUCUGAAAGAAAACAAAGCAUUACUUCUGUUCACUUACAUUCUAUGCAUUAAUUAAUAGAUUAGGAUGUGAAUUAUCCCAAUACUAACCACAUAAAACUGCUCUCAGAUUUUAAUCAAGCUGUGCACACAUGCAGUGGAAGAAAAAGGUAGCAUAACAAUCCCUACCCAAACACAAUCCUACAAUAUUUAAUUUACUUGAUUUUGGUUUCAUUUGUUUGGGUUUUUUUGUUUUUGUUGUGAGGGUUUAUUUUUUGGUGUUGUUGUUGUUUUUAAACUAACACCACUAUUCUAGGGAUGUCAUAUUUAAUACAGCUUAUCUGGAUGCAAGUGCUCUGUGUGUAUUUUGAAAUUUUCAUUAACAAAUGCAGCAAAAACAGAAGGAGGAAACACCUGGAGUUAGAAAUUGCUGUCUCUAAGCACAUAUUAUCUAUGCAAGGUACACGCACUAUACACCCUCAUAAAUUUGUGCUAAGCACAGUUAGUAACAUGCUGUAUCCAUUACAGCAUAAACUUUUUUCAGUGCUAAAAUGAGGAAAUAAAAAUGAAAUGCUAUCUAUCCCAAACUGCACAAGUUAUCUAUACAGGCAAAGGAACAGACUAUCUGGCUGCCACCUCAACUAUUAAUUGCUAUGGGGGGGUUAUUAAUAUUUUUAUUUUAUUAUGCCAGGUUGUGGUACUGGGGGAAGGUGGGGUUGGUGGCUACAGAAGUGGCUUCUGUGAGAAGCUGCUGGAAGCUUCCUCCAUCCCCUGUAGAACCCAUCCCAGCUGGCUCCCAGAUGGACGUGCCACUGGCCAAGGUUGGGCCAACCAGAAAUGGUGGUAACACUCCUGUGAUAACAGAUUUAAGAAGGGGGCAACCCCCCUGUCUCCCCCCAUGAUUGCACAGCUGUAACUGCAGCCAGAAAAGUACAGGGUGAGAACACGUGAGAGGAACAACCCUGCAGACACCAAGGUCAGUGCAGAAAGAAGAGGGAGGACAUGCUCCAGGCACCAGAGCUGAGAUUUCCUUGCAGCCUGUGGUGGAAAACAUGGUGAAGUCCCUGCACUCCAUGGAGGCUCAUGAGGAUGCAGAGAUCCACCUGCAGCCUGUGGAGGAGCCCCACACUGGAGCAGGUGAAUGCCUGAGAGGAGGCCAUCAGCCUGUGGGAAACCUGUGCCAGAGAAGGGUCCUGGAAGUGAUCUACACACCUGUGAAGAGAGCCCAUGGUGGAGCAGGUUUCCUGUAGGAUGUGACCCUGUGGGGGGCACACACUGGAGCAGCCUGUCCUUGAAGGACUGAAGGACUGUACCCCAUGAACAGUGACCCACGUUGCAGCAGCUUGUGGAAACUGUUGCCCAUGAGAUGGACUGAGAUGUUGGCGAAGUUCAUGGAGAACUAUCUUCCAUUGUAGGGACCCCACACUGGAGCAGGGGAACAACUCCUCUUCAUAAGCAGCAGCAGAAGAAACUUGUGAUGAACUGACCAUAACCCCCCCUUUCACUGUCUUCCUGUACUGAUGGGGCAUAGGAGGUAAAGCUAGGAAGGAGGGAGGAGUAGGGGGAAGGUGUUUUUAACAUGUUUUUACUCAUUAUCCUGCUCUGAUUUUGUUACUAAUAAAUUCAGCUAAUAUCUCUUAUUCCAGCCUGUUUUUCCCGUGACAGUAUUUGAUCAGUCUCUUCCAGUCCUUAUCUCGACCCCUGAACCAUUUUUUGUAUUUUUUCUCCCCAGUCCAGCUGCAGAGGGGAGGGAUACAGUGGCUCCGGUGAGUGCCUAGCAUCCAGCCAGGGUUAACCCAGUACAUGCCAUCCAUUUGGUACACUAAACCAAGCAGAGAAUUAGGCAGACCACAUCCUUCACAAAACUAGCUAUCUUGAAUUCAUAUUCCCAAUAGUGAAUGCAUGCAUUUUAAGUCUUUUAAAUUGUAUUUGUCAGUUCAGAUUAUCAUAACUUUUAGAUUUUUUGGUUUGGGCACCACUUUUUCUAGCAGGAUUUUGAUGAUCAGGCAAGGCUGUUUUGCAGACAAUCCUGUCAAGUCACAUAGUCCACAGCAGAGGAAAAGAAGAAAGGAAAAUGAAGAGACAACCUUCAGGCACACAUGCCCUUCUGGUCCAAAACGCAAGCUGCAGGUUUCAAAUACAAGUUAUCUAAGUGCUCAUCUGAAAGAAGAUGUAGGUGGUAACUCUGAAGAGAGAAUUUUAAAGAGAGCUAGAUAAAGGGGCAAGGGGGAGAAGUGAGGAGGGGUGAACAAAUAUUGUAAAAAACCCAAAACAUUGUAACAUAAUCCUAAACCAGUAGGUGUGGGUUUUCUUUCAUCAUUAAAGACAAAAUAAAAAGUCUAUCUUAUCUAU
Hirundo rustica (Barn swallow) is the source of this 4998-nucleotide messenger RNA. RefSeq names its product IDNK gluconokinase (gene IDNK). NCBI's taxonomy places the organism in Eukaryota, Metazoa, Chordata, Aves, Passeriformes, Hirundinidae. Gene Ontology annotation, cellular component: cytoplasm. The transcript has 5 exons. The record is from RefSeq and is a predicted model, not a curated record. The coding region runs from base 73 to 636 and encodes 187 amino acids. Gene Ontology annotation, molecular function: gluconokinase activity.